UCUCACGGCGCUGAUGGCAACUCCAGGCUCAGGCUUUUGGUCCUUCGGGUCUGAAGAUGGCUCCGGGGAUCCCGAGAACCCCGGCACAGCGAGAGCCUGGUGUCAGGUGGCCCAGAAGUUCACGGGCGGCAUCGGAAACAAGCUGUGCGCCCUGCUCUACGGGGAUUCAGAGAAGCCGGCAGAGAGUGGAGGGAGCCAGCCCGCGCGGGCCACCUCCCGGAAGGCCACCUGUGCCUGUAACCAGAAGCCUUGCAGCUGCCCCAAAGCGGAUGUCAACUAUGCGUUUCUACACGCAACAGACCUGCUGCCAGCCUGUGAUGGAGAAAGGCCCACUUUGGCGUUUCUGCAAGAUGUAAUGGGCAUUUUGCUUCAGUAUGUGGUGAAAAGUUUCGACAGAUCAACCAAAGUGAUUGAUUUCCAUUACCCUAAUGAGCUCCUGCAAGAGUAUAACUGGGAAUUGGCAGACCAACCACAAAAUUUGGAGGAAAUUUUGAUGCAUUGCCAAACGACUCUAAAAUAUGCAAUAAAAACAGGGCAUCCCAGGUACUUCAAUCAACUUUCCACGGGACUGGAUAUGGUUGGAUUAGCAGCAGACUGGCUGACAUCAACAGCAAACACUAAUAUGUUCACCUAUGAAAUUGCUCCAGUAUUUGUGCUCUUGGAAUAUGUCACGCUGAAAAAAAUGAGAGAAAUCAUUGGCUGGCCUGGGGGCUCCGGCGAUGGGAUAUUUUCUCCUGGUGGCGCUAUAUCUAACAUGUAUGCCAUGCUGAUUGCACGCUUUAAGAUGUUCCCAGAAGUCAAGGAGAAAGGAAUGGCUGCUGUUCCCAGGCUCAUUGCCUUCACAUCCGAGCAUAGUCAUUUUUCUCUUAAGAAGGGAGCUGCAGCUCUGGGGAUUGGAACAGACAGCGUGAUUCUGAUUAAAUGCGAUGAGAGAGGGAAAAUGAUCCCAUCUGAUCUUGAAAGAAGGAUCCUUGAAGCCAAACAGAAAGGAUUUGUUCCUUUCCUUGUGAGUGCCACAGCUGGGACCACUGUGUAUGGAGCAUUUGACCCCCUCUUGGCGGUCGCUGACAUUUGCAAAAAGUACAAGAUCUGGAUGCAUGUGGAUGCAGCUUGGGGUGGGGGAUUACUGAUGUCCCGGAAACACAAGUGGAAACUGAGCGGCGUGGAGAGGGCCAACUCUGUGACAUGGAACCCACACAAGAUGAUGGGCGUCCCCUUACAGUGCUCUGCUCUCCUGGUUAGAGAAGAGGGGUUGAUGCAGAGUUGCAACCAGAUGCAUGCUUCCUACCUUUUCCAGCAAGAUAAACACUACGACCUGUCCUACGACACUGGAGACAAGGCCUUACAGUGUGGACGCCAUGUCGAUGUUUUUAAAUUAUGGCUAAUGUGGAGGGCAAAGGGCACCACUGGGUUUGAAGCACAUAUUGAUAAGUGCUUGGAGCUGGCAGAAUAUUUAUACAAUAUCAUAAAAAACCGAGAAGGAUAUGAAAUGGUGUUUGAUGGAAAGCCUCAGCACACAAAUGUCUGCUUCUGGUACGUGCCUCCAAGUUUGCGUGUCCUGGAAGACAAUGAAGAGAGAAUGAGCCGCCUCUCAAAGGUGGCCCCAGUGAUUAAAGCCAGAAUGAUGGAGUAUGGGACCACAAUGGUCAGCUAUCAGCCCUUGGGAGACAAGGUCAAUUUCUUCCGCAUGGUCAUCUCAAAUCCCGCAGCAACUCACCAAGACAUUGACUUCCUGAUUGAAGAAAUAGAACGCCUUGGACAAGAUUUAUAA
Messenger RNA from Prionailurus viverrinus (fishing cat), 1771 nucleotides. RefSeq names its product glutamate decarboxylase 2 (gene GAD2). Gene Ontology annotation, cellular component: cytoplasm. Bases 14 to 1771 code for a protein of 585 amino acids. The record is from RefSeq and is a predicted model, not a curated record. Gene Ontology annotation, molecular function: glutamate decarboxylase activity; pyridoxal phosphate binding. The transcript has 16 exons. Lineage: Eukaryota; Metazoa; Chordata; Mammalia; Carnivora; Felidae. Gene Ontology annotation, biological process: GABA shunt.